Messenger RNA from Bursaphelenchus xylophilus (pine wood nematode), 5326 nucleotides. The record is from the annotation of a GenBank genome assembly. NCBI's taxonomy places the organism in Eukaryota, Metazoa, Nematoda, Chromadorea, Rhabditida, Aphelenchoididae.
AUGGCGAUAGUCCGAGCUGUCUACGCCCCGUGGUAUGCGAAAAAUAAAAUUGGAUUUCAUGUCACAGUAAUCCAUGUUACAGUAAGUUACGAAAAAAAGUUAACGAGAAAAUGUCUUAGAAUAGCCCUUAGAAUAAGUAUUAUCAAUUUCAACCGGUUUGAAGCACUUUUAUUUUUUCAUGUAUUGAGCCCCUAAAAUUAUAUAAACCCCGUUUUAACCCCGAAUCCAGCUACCAUUGACAUUAAUAACUGCUCGUGGCAAAAUAUACAAUCCUCUGAAUCACAGUAAAUUUAAUGUCCGACUUCUUUUCGAUAUUCGCACCCAGCCGGACUCGAACCCGGGUCGCUGGAUUGGUAGUCCCGACCACUAACCACUAUACCACGAAAUUUGUCGCAGCUUUUUUUGAACUUUUUUUAUUGCCUCUAGAGCAGAAUUUUAUGCUGAUUCCAAAAAUCGUAAAAUCGCCUGUGAAAUUUUCAGAAAGAAAGAUUCUACGGUCGUUUUUUAGCGGUCGAUACAGUAUUACGGUAUGUUACAGUAGGAAAAUCGGAAAAAUAAUGAUACCAUCGUCAUCGCAAGGGUCGAAAACUUCAGUAACCGUCAAAUCAUCGCCCAGUAAGGUAAGAUACGACAGACGCACUGACUCAGAAAUCGUCUUUUAAAAUAUCAAAUUGGAUUACAACUACACCUUAAAGGUAAUUCCAAUGUAAAAAAUGGGUUCUAGAGUGGCAAAAGGAAUCGAACCCGUCCCCUUCGGAUUGCCAAUCCAGCGCUCUAACCACUCGGCCACACCGCUCUCUUCCGAGAAGAGACCGAGCUCGCUUUUGUUGCCGCAGAUUUUUUUCCUCGAGAAAUACAUUUAUUGAUAAAACUCGUUAAUAGACCAAAAUUAGGCAGCUAAUUUUUAUAUAUUCUGAACCAGAAAAUUUUUGCGAAUUUUUUGAUAUAUAUCUUGACCGGUAAUUCCACACCCCAUAGAAGUACUUUCAUUGUGAAAAGCAAUUUUUUCGGAGUUUUCAAAAUUUUUCGCGCAAAAAAAGCUAUGUACUCAAUUUUUUUUCUUUUGAUGACACAUACUCGUUGAACUGAGACUAAUUCUGUCUAUGGAAGUCUUCGAAUCAAAAAAAAAUUUUUUUUGAUUUUGAAUUUUUUUUAUUUUUAAAAAUUAUUUUUUUUCAUGAAAAUAAUGACUCAUCAGGCCCAAAAUUAAUUUAAAUUUGAAAUCAGUCUUUGAAGUGGUCUGGAAUCGUUACGGAUUUCAGUAAAACGUUGUAUUUUAGCAUUAAGAUUUUUGAAUUUUUUGAAUUCCCCAAAGAUUUUAUUAUGGUAUUUUAAAGUUUGGUAUCAUUGCCUGAGGCAUUUUUUAGAUUUUUGAUAUACGAUUUCUUGUUUUUUUUUCUUUAUUUUUUUGAUUUUAUUUAAAUUUGUCAUUUUCAAAAAAAAACUUUUUUUUUGAUUUUUUCGUAUUUUCUACUUUUGAUGACAUAUUUCACAACUCAAAAAAUUCUUCUUCGAUGAACAUUUUCCUUCAUUUUAAAUAUAAACUUCCCUUUUAUAAUGUCCCCAAAAAUUCACGCUUUCUGUCCAUAAAAUUCUCCUCGAAAAGCGCGCCAAAACGCUAGUUUGAAUCGAAAAAAGCGUUUCCGAUUGCGCGAAAUGUUGAUUUACCGCGUUAUCUGUCAUAUAGCGAGAUUUUAUCCCCUUAUACGACAUAAUACCUUCUAAAUUUUAGUCGCAUUUGCGGUCGCUCUCGAGUUUCUUCUCCAACUCCAACGACUUCUUCGAAAAACUAAUCAUGGUGAGUAAAAUACCCCUUUCUUUGGGGGAAAUAUCAUACAAAUCAGGUAGAAAAACUCCUAAAUCUAUCUGGAAAUCAAAUACUUUCUAUUAAAAAUUCAAUAUUUCCCGCUGAAAUCGAACUUAUUCACCUUGCUCUACUUUAGUAUGACCGCAAAUUCUUUCAGCGCGAAGUUAUCUCCAUCCACGUGGGCCAAGCCGGUGUGCAGAUCGGGAAUGCGUGCUGGGAGCUCUAUUGUUUGGAGCACGGCAUCCAGCCCGACGGUCGGAUGCCAUCCGAGUCCCCUACGGCCGGCGAUGACUCUUUUUCGACCUUCUUCUCGGAGACCGGCAACGGACGUCAUGUUCCUCGCGCCGUGAUGGUCGAUCUCGAGCCCACUGUCAUCGGUAAGACUUGGGGGUUGUUUUGGAGAGAUUCGGGGGAAAAAUACCUCUCCUUCAAGGUAUUGUUUUAUUUGAGAAUGAGGCUGAUAUCAAGUACAGGGUGGCCCAAAAAAAAUGGAAACUCGUAUUUUUAGUCAUAAUUUAUUUAACGACCUAUAUUUAACAAAAGUAACAAUCAAUAUCAAUAACAUAGAGCUCUAGUUACAAUAUACCUAACCGGUUUCAAAGUGGCCUCCUUUGGCGGCGAUACACAAGCCCAACCGUGAAGUGAAAUUUUUGGCGAUACGCCGCAGCUCUUCCUUGGACAAUUUCUCCCAUUCCCGCUGGAGUGAUUGCUUGAGGGACUCCAAAGUUUUGUGGGGCUUUCGACAUGCUCUUGCCUCCAUCAGGGACCAUACACUAUAAUCCAUUGGAUUCAGAUCCGGAGAGUAGGGCGGCCAAUCCGCAGUCGUGAUGAAGUCGGGGAAGUGGCUUCUGCACCAGUCUUGAGUUGAUUUUGCCUUGUGAGCGGGCGCAGAGUCCUGUUGAAACACCCAUUUCUGUUUUCCGAAAUGCUUCUUGGACCAAGGCAGAACUACAGAUUCCAAUAUGUCACGACAGUACACUUCCUUGUUCACUUUCACUCUUUCUUCAACAAAUAUCAGCGGAGUUUUGCCGGAGGCGCAGAUUCCUCCCCAUACCAUUACGGAAAGCGGUUUUUGGCGGCGUUCGACGAUGGCUGAAGGUCCAGGAUGUUCAGUGGACCAGAAUCUAUCAUUCUGGUGGUUCUGGGCUUGCUCAAGGCUAAAUAAUUUCUCAUCAGAGAAUAAAAUUUUCUCCCAAACCUGACCUGCGGCGCGACGCUUGAGCUUCCGACAUCUUUCUAGCCGUACUUUCUUGUCGCGUUCCGUCAGACGUUGAACUUUUUGCAGCUUAUAGGGCUUGAGCUUCAGUACAUCUUUGGCCAUUCGACGGACGGAUGUUCUGCUGAGGCCGGUCUCCCGGGCGAUCUUUCUCAUAGACACCAUCGGAUUUCGCUUCACUCGCUUUUUGAUGAUAUCCCGGUUGGAGGGGGUGUUGAUGGUGCGCUUCCUACCACUUCCUGAACGCCGACCGUCGUGGCCGACCGUCGACCGUCGUGGCCAAGCUCGUUGAAUCGUUUUAUGGCUUUCGAUACAACAGAUUUUCCAACGCCGAGAAGUUUAACAAUCUCACAUUGCUUCUUUCCUUGCCGAAACAAGUCCAAAAUCGAGGUCCUUCUAUUUGGCAUCCUGAAAAAACAUGUUAAUUAUUCGAUAUGGACAUGAAAAAAACUAAACUAGGACAGAAAGAAACGGAGAAUCUAAUAGGGCAAAAAUCAUUUGGCUGGGCCUAACCAUUUUCGCGUCAGGACCCAGGAAAAAAAGUUUCCAUUUUUUGGGCCACCCUGUAUAAUGUAAAUUUUGGUCAAAAAAUUGAAAAUUUUUUUUAUUCUGUUUUAGUUUAGAAGUUGGUCAUCUUUGAAGCUUCAUAAAAACCGCUGUGUCAAGCCCUACCAUACAAAACAUAUAUCAUUAGAUAGCGUUUUCAAAGCUCUUUCAGAUGAUCCCAAAAGAAAUUUUAAAACCUUACUGUAACCUGCGAAAAAAUGCAAAAUAAAAACGUUUAACCAAGCCUUGAGCACCAUUCUACCGUCCUCUUUUCCAGAUGAGAUCCGUACCGGCACCUACAAGCAAUUGUUCCACCCCGAACAACUCAUCAAUGGCAAGGAGGACGCGGCCAACAACUACGCGCGCGGCCACUACACUGUCGGCAAGGAGAUCAUCGACACCGUCCUGGACCGCGUUCGGCGUACCGCGGACAACUGCUCCGGCCUUCAGGGCUUCCUGAUCUUCCACUCGUUCGGCGGCGGAACCGGCUCCGGCUUCACUUCCCUCUUGAUGGAACGCCUCUCCGUGGACUACGGGAAGAAAUCGAAGCUCGAGUUCUCCAUCUACCCCGCGCCGCAGGUGUCGACGGCCGUGGUGGAGCCCUACAACUCGGUCCUCACCACCCACACCACCCUGGAGCACUCGGACUGCGCCUUCAUGGUCGACAACGAGGCCAUCUACGACAUUUGUCGCCGCAACCUGGACGUGGAGCGGCCCAGCUACACCAACCUGAACCGACUCAUCUCGCAGGUCGUUAGCUCCAUCACCGCCUCUCUGAGAUUCGAUGGAGCCUUGAAUGUGGAUCUCACCGAGUUCCAGACCAACUUGGUCCCAUACCCACGAAUCCACUUCCCGCUCGCCACGUAUUCGCCGGUCAUCUCCUCCGCCAAGGCCUACCACGAGUCGUUGAGCGUGGCGGAGAUCACAAACUCCUGUUUCGAGCCCGCCAACCAGAUGGUCAAGUGUGAUCCUCGGCACGGAAAAUACAUGGCCGUCUGUUUGUUGUACCGCGGAGAUGUGGUCCCCAAGGAUGUGAACGCGGCCAUUGCCACCAUCAAGACCAACCGAUCCAUCCAGUUUGUCGAUUGGUGUCCAACUGGGUUCAAGGUAGGGAUUUUUUGGGGAUUUGGGAGGCUUAGGGUGGAGGUGGUCUAAAGUAAUAUUGUUGGUCAUGGUGAAUAUAGAAAUUGUGUCUUAAUUUACGGAAACUUGUGGUUUUGAAGCUAAAUUUGGUGGAAUAGCGAGCUAGUUGGCUGGGAAAAACUAUUUCUUAAAAUGAGUUACAAAAAUCGCGGUUUUUUAUAUUAUCUAUGCCAUUAAGUCAUCCUUUUCGAAUAUUUCUUUGAAACACCAACUAUUUCGGGAAAUUUGGGGCCUCUAAGGGAUAACUAGAAUAGCAGUGCAUUCUCCAAUAAUUUCAACUCAAAACUCCAUCAUUAAUUACGCUAUCCAUGCUUCAGGUGGGCAUCAACUACCAGCCCCCCACCGUCGUGCCCAACGGCGAUUUGGCCAAGGUCCCGCGUGCCGUCUGCAUGCUGUCCAACACCACUGCCAUCGCCGAAGCCUGGGCCCGCCUCGACCACAAGUUCGACUUGAUGUACGCGAAGCGCGCGUUCGUCCACUGGUACGUGGGCGAGGGCAUGGAGGAGGGAGAGUUCUCCGAGGCCCGCGAAGACUUGGCCGCCCUCGAAAAGGACUACGAAGAGGUCGCCAUCGACUCCACCGACGCCGGCGCCGGCGACGAGGACGAGUACUAA